Cuscuta europaea is the source of this 2436-nucleotide messenger RNA. The record is from the annotation of a GenBank genome assembly. NCBI's taxonomy places the organism in Eukaryota, Viridiplantae, Streptophyta, Magnoliopsida, Solanales, Convolvulaceae.
CCUAAAUGGGAAUUGUCGCUCAAGCUCGUAAGAACCCUAGCUAUACCGACGCAUGCUCUAGCCCCUUCGACGCAAGCUCUCCUCUUGCUCCUUCGAACUAAUAACUAUCAAAUUAAUCCCCACCCCCUUCGACGACGCAAGCUCUCCUCUUGCUGGCUGAACCCGAGAGAAUCAUCGACGAAUUAAGCUCUCAGAAAGCGCUCAUCUCAGUUCCUAAUACCCCAUUGCAGUCACUGGAAGGAUACAAGAAGCUAUGUCAAAAGGUGAAGAAGUCAUGGAUGACUUCAAUGAAGAGGAUGACCUAGAUGAUUGUAUUGAGAGCCAACAGAGGCGACAAAAGACAAAAAAAAAACAUUUACUUCGGAAGGCUUCUGACGACCGAGUGGAGGUGGAAGUAAAUGAAUUUGGUGUUCUUUGGGGUGAUGGAUGGACCAACCUAUCCAAUUAUAUAGGGGUUGUGGUGAGGGAUAACGUGCCCAUAAUUUAUGAUGACUGGAGAAAUGUUCCUGCUAAAGUAAAAGAUGACUGUUGGAAUUAUCUUUGUAAACUGUUUGUGUUGACUCCUGCGUCUCAAAAACAAGUCUUUAGUACAAUGAGUGCUGCUCUAAGAAAUUUCAGAUUCACUUUGCGGAACGAGUUUAUCUUGCACUACAAGGAGGGUUCCAAGAAGUUGCGGUUUCCUCCUGAAGAGUUUAAGCACAUAUUAACUGAUGAAUGGAGACUCUUUGUUAAAAACACUUUCAAACAAGAAUUUAAAGCCAAAAGUGAAAAAGCGAAGGAGAGAAGAAAGAAUAUAAGGUACAAUCAUCGGUUGGGGUCCGGUGGUUAUGCAGGGCUGCUAAAGAAGAAGCAAAAAGAGCUUGGAGGUAUGCUGAAGGAUAUCGAUCGUGCGGAUACAUGGCUUUUGGGAAGAAAGAAAAAAAAUGGAGAAUAUGAUGAGGACGUGAAAGAAAUUGCUGAGAAAGUUAAAGAGCUGCAGAAGAUGGUUCAAGAUGGGUUGUUUGUUCCAAAUGGUUGUAAUGACAUACUCACGGCUGCCCUAGAUAAAAGGCCAAAUGGAAGUAGAGUACAAGGAUUAGGUCGCUCCAUCACUACAUCUAAGUACUUUAACACACCUAUGGGUAAAGCUGCAGAGCAUGAAGAAGCGGAGAAAAUUUGUGCUACAAGAUAUGCGAUGAUGGUUCAACGAUUCGAUGAGUUGAAAGAACACAUCACUGCCCUUGUUGGUGUUAGUGAUAUUGGCAGCUGUAGUGUUGGCAUUAAGCCUCCAUUUAGGGGAAAUGGAAAACAAAAGGUUGAUGAGGAGAUUGAGAAGCCAGAUACUACCCCUAAUAAAAAAUGUGAGGCUUCUGUUUCUAGAAGGUCUCAACCUAAGCCACCAAUUGAUGAUGAUGAAGAACGUCCAAAGAGAAGAAAUGGGAAAAGAAAGGUAGCAGAACUUGGAGAUAGGUCCGCAGGGGGAGAUUUGGCAGGACAUCCUAGGCUAGAAACUGAAGAGGAGGAACAACAGUGUGUAAAAACUGUGAAGCUUGAAAUGCAAAGUCCAAAAAUGAGUGGACAAGGUAAAUACCUCCCAAGGAGAUCCCCCCGCCAUCUCUCGCAGAAGAUAGAACCAGUAGGCUGUGAUGCACCAGUACAUUAUAAGGGGUUAGAAUUGGAGAAGGGUGGUGUACAGAUUGUAGAAGUACGCAGCAGGCCUGAAAUGAAGAAAAAGGUUGCACCUGCUAGAAAACUGAAUAUGCAACGAACCACGAGGUCAUUGGCAGAUAAAAGAAAAGAAAAAAGUGUUAACAUGAAGAUGUUCUCCUUCCUCGUUGACAAAUGCAUGGGGGACGGGUAUAUGAUCCAGAAUGAUGCAGACGUGUUUGGGUUCCCUACCAAAACUACCUUUAACAAGGACAUGUGCUACUUAGUCAUCAACUGUGAGAAGGUUUCGAACUCUAUUAUAGAACUUUGGUGCAAUGAUUUGGAUUACCUCCGGAACUGGUUGGACUAUUGUUGAGGUGUUAGAAGAUCGCGUCUGAGGCUGAUGUGGUGAUGGCGAUCUAGCCCUGGACCGAAACUGCUCACUCACCACGGCCAUGGAAGUCGUCAAGUUUGCCGCCAAAUUUUCCAUUACUGAACGCAGAUCGCUCACAGCCGACUGUAAUUCCUCCUUCAUCUCCGCUGGAACCUCAAGUAUUUUUCGUUCCAGGUUAUCCACAUGAAUAUCCAUUUUAGCUCGCAUCCGUACCAUUCACCCCUUGAAACGGAAAUUUAGCUGAGGUCGCAACUCAAUUUUGAUUCCCAGGAGCUAUGCUGAGAUACCAAUGAUAGAAUGCUAACAAUUCACAAGUAUAAACGUAGCAGAUCUAUGAAGAAUUAUACUGUAAAUGAUCAAAGAUGUUUAUAGAAUGAGGAAGGGAUCACAGUACCUAUACAAGCCUUGGAACUGUU